Messenger RNA from Armigeres subalbatus, 6840 nucleotides. It is a transcript of the gene DAAM, whose product is annotated as disheveled-associated activator of morphogenesis 1. Gene Ontology annotation, molecular function: actin binding; small GTPase binding. NCBI's taxonomy places the organism in Eukaryota, Metazoa, Arthropoda, Insecta, Diptera, Culicidae. The transcript is spliced from 9 exons. The record is from RefSeq and is a predicted model, not a curated record. The coding region runs from base 1099 to 5055 and encodes 1318 amino acids. Gene Ontology annotation, biological process: positive regulation of actin filament polymerization; actin cytoskeleton organization.
UUCGGUCUGUGGGUAGAACACCUGUGUAGUACGCGCGCACCUUCGUUUUGGUGGUUGGGGUUUGUUUCGCUUGUUUGGAUGGCUGGAAACGGCAGGCUACAGCCCGCGAAGCCGACACUCCUCUCGUCAUUCGUUCGUGGUCAGCGCUAGAGUUACCAUCGCGGUUGGAACAACUCCCAGUGCCCGUUUGUUUGUAUACUGUGCGUGCUGCUUUCGUCGCGUGAUCGCGAGUGUUUACUUUCGUCAACUGCUCCCGGAGGAUGAUACGAUGGUGACUGUCACCAAACGUUAGGAGUUGACGAUCGUGCAGCUUGUUUUGUGGUUGAAGUGAUUUUUUCCCGGCUUGUCACACGUCGCGUGUGAGAUAUGAUAAUUCAGAGAUUUUUGGUGGAGGCGGUUGAUGGCGUGUGGUUAUUGACGAGAUUUGCAUAAAUUCCUAUUUGAAAUCGAUACUUUGCGCGUUUGAAUAAAACAUCACGGGAAAUGCAAAUCACAAGAUUGGUGGAGCUUCAGUGACGGUCAACCGGGUGAAAGAGUGAGAAAUGCAUCAGCAGAAAGUAAAAGUGAUCGACCAGUGAGGAGUGUUGGCUAAUCGAUUGAGUCAACGACGAUCAGAUCAGAGAUUGAAAAAUGUGAAAUUUUCGACGGCGCCUUGCCUGUGUAGUUUCUACGAGGAAUGAGUGUUCCCGACGGAUCGGAACCGAUACGAUCAAAGUGAUUUGUCUUCGCCAGGGAUGGUAACAGUUUUGACAGAAUGUUUUGUAUGGUGAUUGCUUGAGUGAAGAUUUUCGUUCGAACAGAGCCGGUGUCAAUAAGUCAACAUCAGCGCAAGUGUUGACAUUUUUUUGUCUGUACAUAAACUGACUUGAAACUGCGGUGAAUAAGACUUUUAUGUACAGCAUCAGCCGUUUUAUUGUAUUUUUUAUUGCAACGCAUUGGAUUUCGGAGACGUGCGGUGUUUUAUCCAGUGGCGAACAGCAGUAGGCGCCUUUUGUCGGUUGGAUUGCUUUGAAAGGGCAAACCGCGUACCGCCUACUUUGCAACAGUCAAGUGUAGUUACUUUGUCGGUGAAAAAGUGAAAGAUCAACGGCCGUCACGAUGUGCAGCAAAAACAACUUCGAAGUUUUGAUGGAGAAAAUCAAUACGGGUAUCCCCACGUGCCCGAUCAAUUUGUCCACACUACGCACCCGGUUGCCAGACAUUGGCAACUGGAAUCUGCCUCACAUAUGCAAAGAAGCCGUCACCAGCAACAAUAACAACAACACCAACACCACCAACAACAACGGCUGCAGUGUCGCCACCAUCGUCGGCGCGGACGGAACGACCACCAUCGGCAGUAACUACAGCAACAAUCUCACGACGGCUGCGGCGGACUCCUUCUACCAGCCCCAAUCGCUGGGCGCCCUGUCCACAGUGACGGCCUCCACGACCGUCACCAGCUGCGGCGGGGGCACCUCACCCGGCGCGACGACAACGCAGCAACCAUUGCCGCAGCGCUACUUCAACCAGGUUGCUCUGCACCAGCAGCAACACCAACAGCACCAGACCAGUCUGCACAAGUUCUACAAGGCCCACAAAAAGAUGCCCGGAUUUCGCGGCCGGAGAGGCUGGUGCGGGUGUUUGCAGGAUGAUGAACCUCCCGAAAUUUGCGUCGUGGAGGGAGUAUUCUCCCUCCAAACUCUCACACCCACCCAGCCAAUGCCGGCGGUCGAUGAACUGGACAGUAAGUUCGCCGAGCUCGUCGAGGAACUCGAUCUCACCGCACCGAACAAGGCAGCGAUGCUUAGUUUACCACCGCAGAAGAAAUGGCAAAUCUACUGCUCCCGCAAAAGCCCUCUAGAUGCGACCGACCCCAACGGGGCUCCCCUACCCGGGGUCAACAUCCCACCCACGCCGGAGCACUACAUCGAACGGCUGAAGGACAUGGCCGUGCAGCUCAAGGCUUCCUCCGCGGACGAGUCACCCUCGCACGAGUACAGCCCCAAGAUCGAGUCACACACGGCCCUGUUCGAUGCGCUGAAGACGGCCCUGCGCACCUCGGCGCACAGCUUCGUCAUUCGGUUCAUCGAGCUGCAGGGACUGCCGGCGCUGCUGGAACUGCUCCAAGCGUUGGAUAUCCGGGUGGCGAACAGUCCCCUGCACACCAGUCUCAUCGGUUGCAUCAAGGCGUUGAUGAACAAUUCGACCGGCCGGUCUCACGUGUUAGCCCACCCUACCGGUAUCGACACGAUCGCGCGCUCUCUAGCAGCAGACAACAUCAAAACCAAGAUCGCAGCCCUGGAAAUUCUCGGUGCCGUCUGUUUGGUUCCCGGAGGUCACAAGAAGAUCCUCACGGCUAUGCUCAACUACCAGGAGUACGCCGCAGAGCGGGUUCGCUUCCAGGGAAUCGUCAACGAUCUGGACAAAUCCACCGGAGCCUACAGGGAUGAUGUCAAUCUGAAAACGGCAAUCAUGUCAUUCAUCAACGCUGUGCUGAACUACGGGCCUGGACAGGAGAAUCUGGAGUUUAGGUUGCACCUUCGGUACGAGUUUCUGAUGCUUGGAAUUCAGCCCGUCAUCGAUAAGCUCCGGAAGCACGAGAACGAAACUUUAAAUCGGCAUCUGGACUUUUUCGAAAUGGUCCGAAACGAGGAUGAGAAAGAACUGGCGAGGAAGUUUAACCACGAGCACGUAGACACGAAAAGCGCCACCGCGAUGUUUGACCUCCUUAGGCGGAAGCUGAGCCAUUCAACGGCCUAUCCGCACCUCGUGAGCCUCAUGCAGCACAUGCUACUCCUCCCGCACACCGGGCCCAACGCCCAACACUGGUUGAUAUUCGAUCGUGUGGUUCAGCAGAUCGUUCUUCAACAGGAAGAACGCCCCUCCAGUGAAAUCGAUCCUGACAACCAGGACAAAAUCUCCGAAUCUUCCAUAAAACUGCAAGAUCCGGACAUCGCUCCUCUUCAGAUCGAUGUUAAGAAAAUAGUCAAACUCUUAGUCAAGGAAGAAGAACUGGUGGCCGCCCGGUCGCGAGCCGAAGACCUCGAACGAGAAAAUUCCGAAAUCAACGGCAAACUGGCGAAAAAGGAACAGGAACUGGAUCUGCGAACCCAGGAAAAGGAAGACCUCGAAACCUCGCUGGCCCGUAUGCGAGAGCGACUGGAAAAGGAAAGUGCCAACCACUCACAAGCAGUACAGCGGGCUAUGAAUGCCGAAAUACGAGUCGAAGAUCUCCAGCAUCGGUACGUCAGUGAACAGCAAGAAAGGAUACGUCUCGAACGACUAGUCACCGAGGGAAGCAUCCCAGACGAUCAGAAGGUCGCAGGACUACAGGGAUGUAACGGUCAAGUCUCUCCUCCACCUCCCCCACCACCGUGCAAACUUCCACCUCCGCCACCACCAAUGAUGGCUGCCCCGCCUCCACCACCAGUUCCCGGUGGCUUACCUAAGAUCUCCAACUUGAAUGUGGCCAAUCAACCUGCACCACCGAGACCGGAAGCCCCCAAGAAGAACGUUCCACAACCAGCCAACCCACUCAAGAGCUUCAACUGGUCCAAAUUGCCAGACAGCAAGCUUCAGGGAACGGUUUGGAGUGAAUUAGAUGACACCAAGUGGUACAACAGCAUCGAACUCGAGUCCAUCGAUAAGCUCUUCUCCGCCUAUCAGAAGAACGGCGUUGCGUAUACGUUUCCAUUCCAGAACGACGGUUCGAUCGAGGAUCUUCGCUUGAUCGGAAAGAACAAGACGAAAAUCCUAUCGGUGAUCGACGGUCGACGAGCGCAGAACUGCACGAUCCUGUUGAGCAAACUGAAGAUGACCGACGAGGAAAUUUCCAAAGCUAUACUGUCAAUGGACUCUAACGAGCAGUUGCCGAUCGAUAUGGUCGAACAAUUGCUAAAGUUUACUCCAUCGGCCGAAGAACGAGCCCUGCUGGAUGAACAUUCCGAAGAUAUUGAUUCGCUUGCCCGUGCUGACCGAUUCCUCUACGAAAUUUCCAAAAUACCUCAUUACGAGCAACGUCUCCGAAGUUUGCACUACAAGAAACGCUUCCAGGUGACGGUGAACGAUCUUUCGCCGCGAAUUGCCAGCGUCAUGGAGGCAUCCCGCGAGGUUGCCCGUUCCCGGCGGUUGCGCAAACUGCUGGAACUGGUCCUGGCGCUCGGAAACUACAUGAACCGCGGUGCCCGUGGUAACGCUUCCGGAUUCCGGUUGGCCUCGCUAAACCGGCUGGCCGAUACGAAGAGCAGCGCCGCGAAGGGAACGACCCUGCUGCACUAUCUGGUGCAGAUAAUCGAGAAGAAGUUCAAGGACAUUCUGUUCCUGGAGGAAGAUCUACCGCACGUGAAGGAAGCCUCCAAGGUUUCGCUGGGCGAGAUGGACAAGGACAUCACCAUGCUGCGGGCUGGACUGACCGAAGUUAACAGGGAGAUUGAGUUCCACCGAAGUAGCGGAGUACCGCAACCGGGCGACCGGUUCCUCCCAGUGAUGAGGGAAUUCCACGCGCAGGCCUCGGUGCGAUUUGCCGAGUUGGAGGAUCAGUUCCAGGAUAUGAAGACGAGAUUUGAUCGAGCGGUGCGUUUGUUCGGUGAAGAUGGAGCCGUGGUGCAACCGGACGAGUUUUUCGGUAUCUUCGACGGGUUCUUGUCGGCCCUGAUUGAAGCCAAGCAGGACAACGAGAACUUCCGGCGGCGACAGGAGGAAGAAGAGAAACGAGCAAGGCAGGAGGCUGAGCUAAAAAAGCGCACCAUCGAGCGCAAAUCGAAGGAGGGCCUACUGAACUCGGUGGCCAAAAACUUGGGCCUAAAAUCGUCCAAGAGUUCGAACGGUUCGGCCAACGGUGGCAGCCCGGUAGCCGGCGGCGAUCCCAACAACAAAGGUGAGUUCGAUGAUUUGAUUUCAGCCCUCCGGACGGGAGACGUGUUCGGCGAGGACAUGGCCAAGUUCAAGCGGUCGCGUAAAACCCGACUGGGACCGGCCACCAACGGAGGAAACAACACCUCCCCACCGCGCAGCCGGAACAGCAUCGGGCGGGAGGACAGCCGGGAACGACCAGUCGUCACCAAUCGGCGGCAGUAAGAAGGGACGUAAAUGUUUCGGUAAGGGGGGAGCUGUCACCUUACGAAGGUGUUAACAAAUUGUGGACGUACUUUUAGAAAGCAGUUUAUAUUUUUUUCAUUUCGCGGAUAUUUUUGUUUGUUAUAUCGUGUAUAAUUGUAAACGAAGAAAGAGACCAAAAAUUUGCGAGUAAAGCUCAAAGAAAAUUUGAAAAAUCGUCAGAUGAUAAAUAUGUAAUAGAUGUAUAUUUAAAUAGAAAAACAGUCAGCUUAGUAGUAUCAAAAACGUUCUGGUUAUUCCAUAAUGAAAAUAGAGACUGUUUCAAACGAUUUGGAAUAAAAUGGGCAAAAAGAAGUAUGAUAGGUAAAUGUUAAAAUAAACGAUUUUUGAGAAUGUUUUACAAGCAACUUUAUCGAUUGAUAAAAACAACAAAAAUAAGAUAAACGAAAAUAUACACACCCAGGCGGUUGACGCCGAUCGAUUUUUAAAGUAACUAAAUAAAUAAAAGAAGACGGUUUACUUUACAGAAUGUUAUUAAAUCACAUGGAAAUGUUUCAUCACUGUUCAGAUCAUUAUCCUGGAUGUCAUUUUUCAAGAAGAGGCGAAGAAUUCGUUGACUCAAUGCACCUGGUCUUUUAGGAAAGGUUUUAGAAACAAGCUUAUUAUAAUCGUUUUAGUUACCAGUUUCCCUUUUGCUCGAAACCCACGCAACCAUAAUGCUUCCGUAUCUCAUAGUAUUAUUGCUUUUUUUGCACACCCGAGGAACAUCAAGCUCAACCACGCAAGGUGAUCCUCAGGCACAAUCAUUUAAUUUUAAUCUAUUCAACUGUAUAAAUGUAUGUUCUUCUCUAAAUCUCUAUUUUGGUGACAACGCUCAUAAAAAAAUUAGAGCAUUUCCUGUACUAAAAAGUAUUUAUUUCAAAGCUUUCUUGUUACCCUAUAGAAGUAUUCUUUCUAGUGACGUUAUAUGCAUAUCUUCCCUGGUUUUCUCCUUCAUAAGCAGUUGAAAAUCACGCUAAAAUUCUUCAAGCAAUCUGUUAGGCUUUUCUGAGUUUGGGAUUUUCUGUAUAUACGCUAGAAAUUCGUAAUCGAUAAUCGAUAAGAAACUUAACAGGAGAAUCGCAACAGCUGUAAGGUGUUACUUGUAUAAUAAGGCAGCCCUUUGAAAUGUUCAGAGCUGUGUUAUGUUUCCCUCUGUUUUAACAAGAAAUAUUUAAAAACAAAUCAGAAACGACCGAGUAGCUUAGCGAAUUUAUACAAAAAUGCAGAAGUUAUACUCAGAUAAGUGAAAUGGUUUUAAAUAAGAUAAUUUCCUCCCCUUCCGCUGUGCUCAAUCCUCUUUCACUCUCAUAAUACAGAUAAACAAAUUUAAGCAAGGUCUUAGCGAUUACCUUCCGCACACAUUUAUCAAAUAUAAUAAUCACACCGAAAUGAGAUUAGUCGAUUCUGCCGUUAGAUGGAUGUUGCUUAACUACAAACAAUAGAACAAUAGUUCAACUUCUUCCAUUUUGCAACCACCUCUCCCAUCAUUCACUCAUCAAACAUGCACAGAGAAACGUAGCACACAAAAUGCCAACCAUCGAGUUAGGUGGAAUCAGAUGAGCCUCAUCAUUGCAUUGGAUAUUUUACCGACGAAUGUCUUUCUAUUUGCACAUGAGAACAGCUACGCAAUAGAGCGCAGCUAGACAAAAAUAAGAACAUAUACAUGCAAUGAUUGGUAUUCUGAGAAGAAAAAAAACAAGUCAAAUAAUAAGAAAGAUAAAACAGUCAAAAAAUCACAGGAAUAAAGAAUAUCGAAUAAUAUGA